Poecilia reticulata (guppy) is the source of this 1550-nucleotide messenger RNA. Its product is annotated as gap junction beta-4 protein-like. Gene Ontology annotation, molecular function: gap junction channel activity. The record is from RefSeq and is a predicted model, not a curated record. Gene Ontology annotation, biological process: cell-cell signaling. Gene Ontology annotation, cellular component: connexin complex. NCBI's taxonomy places the organism in Eukaryota, Metazoa, Chordata, Actinopteri, Cyprinodontiformes, Poeciliidae.
AUGACGCCGCUGUCGAGUUUCCACAGGGCAGAGAGACGAUCCAGAGCUUCCUCUGCUCCACUCGCUGGCUGUUUGAGACAUCUGGUACCAGUCAGAACCCGGGUGUGUCCCAGAACCCUAACCCGGCAGGAUGAACUGGUCCGGAUUGGAGAAUCUGCUGAGUGGGGUCAAUAAGUACUCCACAGCCUUUGGGAGGAUCUGGCUGUCCAUGGUGUUUGUCUUCCGGGUCAUGGUGUUCGUAGUGGCAGCCCAGAGGGUGUGGGGAGACGAGAGCAAGGACUUUGUGUGCAACACCAAACAGCCUGGCUGUAACAACGUCUGCUACGACCAUAUCUUCCCCAUCUCCCACAUCCGUCUGUGGGCGCUGCAGCUGAUCUUCGUCACGUGCCCAUCUCUGAUGGUCAUGGCUCAUGUUAAAUACCGCGAGGGGAAGGACAGGAAGUACAUGGCAGUGCACCAAGGCUCUCACCUUUACGCCAACCCCGGAAAGAAGAGAGGAGGUCUGUGGUGGACGUAUCUGGUGAGCUUGGUCUUUAAAGCCGGGUUUGACACUUCGUUUCUCUACAUUCUGUAUCGGAUCUACCAUGGAUACGACCUCCCCAAACUCUCCAAGUGUUCCCUGGCACCGUGUCCCAACACUGUGGACUGCUUCAUCAGUCGUCCAACAGAGAAGAAGAUCUUCAUGCUCUUCAUGGUCGUGUCCAGCGCCAUCUGCAUAUUAAUGUGCCUCCUUGAGAUGAUUUACCUCAUUGGCAAGCGCAUCUUGAAAGURAUAAACAUCCGAAACGAGAACCAGAGGGUUGUGUUCGCCGACCAGCAUGAACUCACCGCCAUCACACCUCCCAGGUCCCAGUACCGGAGGGCGGACCCGACGCUAGCAGAGAGCCAGCUGAGUUUAAGCAAGCGGGAGAAGACUGAGGGUCGACAGAAAACGACCCUGCUGUAGCAGAGACCGGUGGAAAACAGGAAGACCGAAGGUCCUGGGAUCACGGGAACAAGAACUUUAAGGGUUCCCUUCAGGAGGAACUGCUGCUUCUGCAGACGGGAGGCUGGAUGGAGCUUUCAGGAGCAGAACAAAACUCUCAGCUCUGCUUGGGUUUAGCUGGCUUUGCUUAAUGACUGUUUAUCAGAAAACUGCAUCUGGUGCCUCUUUUUAUUUAUUCAUCCAACGAGACCUAAGAAGUCACAUGAUGUAACGACUCCAUGACAACCARGGGUUACCGUCCUCACAGUGGCWGACGGCCAAAUUACUUCAUCACAUUUACUCCCCGACUUUCUGUACCAAAGGUUGUAGACCAUGCACAUCAUGUCUGUAGCUACAGAAAAAGCUAGAAACAGCAAGAGGCCAAGGUCAGGCCAGAGGUCAAAGGUCAGGCCGGAGGUCGAAGGUCAGGCCAGAGGUCAGAGGUCAGGCCGGAGGUCAGAGGUCAGGCUGGAGGCGUGUGUGCACCGCCUUCCUCAGACUGUAGGGUGCUCUGGUAGCUGCCUGAUGCAGCCCACUGGGCCCAUUCCUGGUUCUGCUGCUGCCAGAACAACCAGCAGCGUCCUGG